AUGCCCGCCUCAAGAAUCGACAGUCGCAAGACGCCGCAGCUAGGUAGCGAUGAUUUGGUCCCAUUCGACCAUGUUGCCGCGGGCCAUGAGGGCGUCCGCUGCACUCAUUCCGGCUACAUGAUCGCGAAACCGUGCACGAAACAGGAGAUCGAGUUCUACGAAUCGAGCAACUUCCACAACGCCUUCCAAGAGUUCAUGCCCCUCUUCCUGGGCACUCUCUCGGCCUCCGAUCAGCAGGAACCGCUGGCGAUCGCGGCCGCCCAGGAAGACGGCGCUCUUUUUCUUCCUGGCCCUCUUGAGGCCCCAGCUGCUCCCCCCACUCCAGCGGAGGGGGAGUCCGCCGCGCCAAGCGCCGCCAAAUCCAACCAUGUGCUAGAACAGCACUGGGUGCCGUCUGGGGGCAAGAAGCUGGAUACGGGCUUGUCCAUUGUACUGGAAAAUGUCGCUUGUGGGUUUCGCCGACCAAACGUGUUGGAUGUUAAGCUCGGAGCUAGACUCUGGGCGGACGAUGCUCCGCCAGCGAAACGCACCAAGUUAGAUGCUGUCUCCAAGGAGACAACGAGCUCUACAUUGGGAUAUCGGAUUGCCGGGAUGAAAGUAUGGACGGGUGAGAAUGGUGGGACGAACGAGGGCGCCCAUACCGACCCGUAUGCCACAAAAUACGAGGGCUCGGAAGGCGCAAGGGGAGAAGUCAUUGAGAAGGACGGGUUCCGACGAUAUGACAAGUGGUAUGGGCGCUCAUUUCACGAAGGAAAUGUGAAGCAAGGGUUUGAGACCUUCCUCGCCGGAGCCAAAGCUGGCAAGGUGGACCGCUCUAAGUUGAUUGCUGAGCGAUUGGCCAAGGAGUUGAAAAAUAUCCAGGAAGUUCUUGAAGCUGAAGAGAGUCGCAUGUACUCUGCCAGCGUAUUGAUUGUCUACGAGGGUGAUCCAGAGGCGAUGGAAGAUGCAUUAGAAGAGGAAAAGAAGAUACCGGAUCCAAGGGAUCAGAAAGAAGAAGACGACGACGACGAAGACGAUGAAGAAAAUGGCUUCGAAAUAUCAGAACAGGCUUUGGAGCUUGUUGAUGUCAACGGCAUGGCCCAAACAGCCAUCAACAUCAGCAUUGAUCCCCAAACAAUGGAGAUGCCCACGUUAGUUGACGAGGAUGACGAAGAAGACCCACCAAAAGUCCACGACCUCCGCGUGAUUGAUUUUGCCCAUGCCAGAUGGGCCCCUGGAGAAGGGCCGGAUGAGAACAUGUUGAUGGGCAUCCGAAGCCUAGUCAAGGUUUUUGAGGAGCUUGCUCUGUGA
Molecule: messenger RNA, 1290 nt
Organism: Penicillium manginii
Lineage: Eukaryota; Fungi; Ascomycota; Eurotiomycetes; Eurotiales; Aspergillaceae
Product: inositol polyphosphate multikinase
Exons: 2
Coding region: 1-1290 (429 amino acids)
Biological process (GO): phosphatidylinositol phosphate biosynthetic process; inositol phosphate biosynthetic process
Cellular component (GO): nucleus; cytoplasm
Molecular function (GO): inositol hexakisphosphate kinase activity; inositol-1,4,5,6-tetrakisphosphate 3-kinase activity
Source: RefSeq, a predicted model, not a curated record